AUGGGGGGAGUAUAUAGCGCCACCGUGUCGGGCAAUGGGUUUGUGGCUACUGGAAAUGCCCUCCGUGUUGGAUCCGACCCACUGCCGGACUCUGAUGGAUCGCUUCAAUCCCUGGUUUCCUCGGCCGACUCCAGUAGCACAUUAAUCGCACCGAUACGUCCCUGUCGCUCCCGAUUGACCUCCACCUGCGGCGCCGCGAAUGGACCGGCCGGGAAUAGAGGGGAAACGGGACCGGCCCAGGCAGAGAAAUGGAUUCGGAACCGGCGUCAGAGGGAGGACGAGAAGCGCUGUCAGCUGGGUUCCCCGGAUGAAGAGGAGACGUCGCUGAGGUGCUUGGAGCCGGAGGCCGGGGGGGGGCCGCAGGAUGAAUACAGGGCAGUUCUAAUCAAUGAGGGGGGCAAUGGCUUGGUGGCGUCGGAUCCCAGAGAGUUCGGUAUUAACCCCUCGGGGGGCUGUGCCAGUGAAGGGGGGCAGUGCCAGCUGAGCCUGUUGGCAGUGUGUGGGCCCCUCCCAGAAGCUACAGGGGGGUGUUACUCUGCAUUCAGCGGGGACGAUCCACAAGGUCCGGGGUAUUUCCCCCCAAGAGGGCAGUUCCAGCCGGUGAAUCUAAAGGUAGAGGGCAACUUCCCUCAAUCUGCCCCUCUCCCCCGGCGCUCUGCCCGCUGUGCCGCCUCCUGCCGACUGCCAACCUUCAUAUACGACACGGGACAUGGGGGCGACAGGCAGAGGGGUAAGUGCCCCGCAGAUGCCCCCGAGGAGCCAGGACCGCCCUGCAGGAAGAAGAGCAGGACCCUCUACAGUAUGGACCAACUGCAGGAACUGGAGCGCCUGUUUGCCGAGGAUCAUUACCCCGACAGUGAGAAGAGGCGCGAGAUUGCCGAAAUCAUCGGAGUCACCCCCCAGCGCAUAAUGGUUUGGUUUCAGAAUCGCCGCGCAAAAUGGCGCAAAGUGGAGAAAACGUCCAUAAAGGGACCACGCAAACCGCUGUCUGCAGCCGGGAUGUCUCGCCCCGAGACUGCUGUACUGACUGUCUCUUCCUCCGUUGCACUUUCCCGCCCAGAGGCGGUGUCUCUGUCCGUCACCUCGGGAUUCCACACUUACGGAAGCGCUUUCCCUCCCGUGGGCGGAGUCAGGAAUGGGUUCUCUAUGGUCCCUGGCUCCGCCCUGCCGACAUCUCAGUCCUCUGAUGGCAGCUCCCAGCACAGCGCCUCCUGCAGUUCCAGCAGCUCAGGUCUGGGAUCCCCGAGUGAAGUUUGUCUCCCCCCCUCCCAGGAGUACCCCCCGACAUUCCCCAGCCCCCCGCCUCUGCGCAGAGUGGGGCUCCCAAUGUCCAUGGCCUUUAACCCCAGCAGUCACAUGGUGCCGCUAAUGCUGGACACGCCCGAGAGCACGUGCACCCCGCCCCCAUCAUGUGACACCGACAUCUUCUCGUACAGCGGGCAGGAGUACGCAAUCCGGUCGCCCACCUUACAGGAGACAAUGGGGGCAUCUAUGAGGUUUGGGGCUCAGUACUACCAUCCCAGCACCCAGCCGGCAGCAUUCCAGUUCCCCCAGUACUCCCAGUAUUCCCAGUACCAGCGACUCCCCCAGCACAGCCUUACUCCCACAUCCCCUGAGGAGGCCUCUUUCCUUACUGUGCCAGGGAGUAACCCCCCCAGUGUGCUGGCAUACGGGGGCCCUGGAACCUUCCUGCCAGGCCGAGCCGGGGGGCACAUACUGCUGCAGUCUGGUACAGGUGGGAUCACGUUCCAUGCCUCCCCAUGGAGUGACAUGUACCUACAGAACCCUCCCUUCCAGCGCUCUCAAAUUGGGGGUCCCUGCAACUUGGCCGAGCAGCCUCUCUUUUCUCACACGGCCCCCCAUCUUGCUCAGCCCCAGAAGGCCUCAAAUCCAAGCCAGGCCCCUGACGAUCAGGACGGCGCAGCCACGGUCUCUCCGAAUGCCGUAGCGCCUGUCUGAGGAGCCGCAAGGAGAAAGCCCAGUCCUGUGGGAUUCGGAACCAGAACAUUGGGCGCUUAUUUACGUUGUACUUAUUUUGAGUGAGAGUUUUCUUUGGGUUUUUCUGUUCGGGCGCCAGGAAUAGGGACGUAUUUUGGGUGGUGAUAGCAUUUGUUCAAUAAAGUCACAUUGUGUUUGACCCAUGAA
Messenger RNA from Xenopus tropicalis (tropical clawed frog), 2145 nucleotides. It is a transcript of the gene nobox, whose product is annotated as NOBOX oogenesis homeobox. Gene Ontology annotation, cellular component: nucleus. Lineage: Eukaryota; Metazoa; Chordata; Amphibia; Anura; Pipidae. The record is from RefSeq and is a predicted model, not a curated record. Gene Ontology annotation, biological process: regulation of transcription by RNA polymerase II. Gene Ontology annotation, molecular function: DNA-binding transcription factor activity; DNA binding. Bases 1 to 1959 code for a protein of 652 amino acids. The transcript is spliced from 10 exons.